This is a messenger RNA of Trichoderma harzianum CBS 226.95, 627 nucleotides long. RefSeq lists its product as hypothetical. NCBI's taxonomy places the organism in Eukaryota, Fungi, Ascomycota, Sordariomycetes, Hypocreales, Hypocreaceae. The transcript is spliced from 3 exons. Bases 1 to 627 code for a protein of 208 amino acids. The record is from RefSeq and is a predicted model, not a curated record.
AUGUCUGAGCUUCUCGAAUUUUCAACAAUCACCCUCAAAGAAGGCUCCUCGCCCCCGCAAUCCCUGCUCAACGACCUCAAAACUCUCGCUUCAACCCCCGGCGUCAUCGCCUUCUACUUCGGGCCUCAACUGGAGAAUCCCGACAAAUACACGUGGGUCGCCCGCUGGACCUCUCAGGCUGCUCUCGACGACUUCCACUCCAGCCCCGACUUCGCUGACUGGGCCGCCUCUUACGUCGCGCCGCUGGCAACCUUUACGGUGUUAACCUGCGCUGCUGUCCACGGCGACGCUACCGUCCCUCUCGAGGCCCCAUGCACCGAGUUCCUCUUUAGCUAUGGCGCUGACGAAGAUUAUCUUGAUGCCCGACUCGAUCCUUUCCUGAAGUCUGUUUCUGACGCAAAGCUGCCCGGCAUGGGUGGCGGCAUUACUGGAGAGCUUACGCCCGUGAACUAUGUCGGCGUUGAGCAGCCGGAACCUAAGAUUGCCAUUUUGUUGCUGGGCUGGACUUCACUGGCUGAUCACCAGGCUCAGAGAGGCGAGGGCAAAGUGAUUGACAAGCACAUCCACUACAUCAGAUCAGGCCGCAAAUCUGUCGAACUGUUCCAUGUAAACCUUCAGAAGCUGUGA